Chaetura pelagica (chimney swift) is the source of this 1056-nucleotide messenger RNA. RefSeq names its product E2F transcription factor 4, p107/p130-binding (gene E2F4). NCBI's taxonomy places the organism in Eukaryota, Metazoa, Chordata, Aves, Apodiformes, Apodidae. The coding region runs from base 1 to 1056 and encodes 351 amino acids. The record is from RefSeq and is a predicted model, not a curated record. Gene Ontology annotation, cellular component: RNA polymerase II transcription regulator complex. Gene Ontology annotation, biological process: regulation of transcription by RNA polymerase II. Gene Ontology annotation, molecular function: protein dimerization activity; RNA polymerase II cis-regulatory region sequence-specific DNA binding; DNA-binding transcription factor activity, RNA polymerase II-specific. The transcript has 11 exons.
AUGACAUUGAGAGCUGCAGACACCUUGGCUGUGCGACAGAAGCGACGGAUCUACGAUAUCACCAACGUCCUGGAAGGCAUCGGGUUGAUCGAGAAGAAAUCCAAGAACAGCAUCCAGUGGAAAGGGGUGGGUCCUGGCUGCAACACCCGUGAAAUAGCUCACAAACUGAUCGAGCUGAAGGCAGACAUAGAGGACCUGGAGCAGCGGGAGCAGGAGCUGGAGCAGCAGAAGCUNNNNGUUCAGCAGAGCAUCAAAAACGUGACAGAAGAUGUGCAGAACAGUCGAUUAGCUUAUGUGACACAUGAAGACAUCUGCAAGUGCUUCACAGGUGACACCCUCCUGGCCAUUCGAGCCCCCUCAGGCACCCGCUUGGAGGUUCCCAUCCCAGAGGGCCUAAAUGGGCAGAAGAAGUAUCAGAUCUAUCUGAAGAGCACGAGCGGCCCCAUCGAUGUUCUCUUGGUGAACAAAGAUGCCUGCAGCUCUCCUCCUGUCGUCCUGCCUGUUCCUCCCCCUGAAGACCUUCUCCAGUGCCAGGCAGUUGCCCCCUCCAAGCCUCAGAUCCCCCCACUCACCCACUCUCAGGAGGCAUCAGUUCCCAGCACCACCCGGCCCUCCACCCCCACCCCCACCACCACGCAGGACCACGGCCCUCCUGCCCAGAAGGCCACCAGCACAGAAUGUGUCCCAGCAGCAGAGUCCAAGAGCAGUGGUGACUUUGACCCCCUGGGUGACCCCUCAGCUGGGUUGGACACCCAGCCCCUCCAGUCCUCUGCCUCCCUGGACAGCAGCUCCGUCCUGCCCAGCCCCUCUACCUCCUUUGAGCCCAUCAAGCCUGACCCCACUGGAAUACUGGAACUGCCCAAAGAGCUGUCAGAGAUGUUUGAUCCAACAAGAGAAUGUAUGAACUCUGAGCUGCUGGAAGAGCUGAUGACCUCUGAAGUGUUUGCUCCCUUGCUCCGCCUCUCCCCGCCCCCUGGAGAUCACGACUACAUCUACAACCUGGACGAGAGUGAAGGUGUCUGUGACCUCUUCGACGUGCCUGUGCUCAACCUCUGA